Messenger RNA from Eublepharis macularius, 816 nucleotides. Its product is annotated as insulinoma-associated protein 1a-like. The coding region runs from base 1 to 816 and encodes 271 amino acids. Gene Ontology annotation, cellular component: nucleus; transcription repressor complex. Gene Ontology annotation, molecular function: DNA-binding transcription repressor activity, RNA polymerase II-specific; RNA polymerase II cis-regulatory region sequence-specific DNA binding. The record is from RefSeq and is a predicted model, not a curated record. The transcript has a single exon. NCBI's taxonomy places the organism in Eukaryota, Metazoa, Chordata, Lepidosauria, Squamata, Eublepharidae. Gene Ontology annotation, biological process: negative regulation of transcription by RNA polymerase II; regulation of cell cycle process; neuron differentiation.
AUGCCUCGUGGGUUCCUGGUGAAGAGGACACGCCGAGACGGCCCCAUCUCCUACCGGAUCAGAACACUGCAGGACGACCCACUGACUGCACCGCUCCCCAGCGGAGUAGUUCUACCCUCAGCCCAGAGGAAACUGCCCAGAGUGGGGGGGCUGCCAGAAUCCCGACCCCCAUCCCAGAGCCCCCUGCGCUUGGUAAGCACUGCUCUGUUGGCCAGUUGCCUCGAUCGGGGCCUGAACUCCGGAUCGCCAGCGCCAGGUGAAUCUGCUCCGGCGUGUGCCUCACAGUCUCCUGGCUUGGGUUCGGCCUGCGCUGUGGUGAAGCAAGCAAACCCCCUGCCUAAGAGAGUUGGCUUGGGUCCCAGGGAGGGCUCCCCAGAGGCAGUGGUCUUGCUGGGUGCCUUUGUCUGUCAGCUCUGCCAGGAAUCCUACCCUGGCCCACUUGCCCUGGCCCAACACUGCUGCUCCCGCAUUGCCCGGGUUGAGUACCGCUGCCACGAAUGCAGCAAGACCUUCAGCUGCCCAGCCAACCUGGCUUCCCACCGUCGCUGGCACAAGCCCCGAGGUAGCGGGCACAACGUAGAGGGAACCAAGGAGAACGAGAGUCCCGAGGCAACCGACAGUCCCAGUACACCACACCCAGGCACUGUGGAGGGCAGCUACCGUUGCUCUCAUUGUCCCAAGCGGUUUCGGCGCCGGGCGUACCUAUGCAAGCACUUGGCUCUGCACACCAUCACCGGGCCGGUGCUGUCCGAAAGCCAGCGACUCCACGGCAAUCUCACUCCUCUAUGCGCUUCCUGGCCAAAGAAGUCGUCUUAG